Messenger RNA from Eriocheir sinensis (Chinese mitten crab), 474 nucleotides. RefSeq lists its product as uncharacterized. The transcript has 3 exons. The coding region runs from base 1 to 474 and encodes 157 amino acids. The record is from RefSeq and is a predicted model, not a curated record. Lineage: Eukaryota; Metazoa; Arthropoda; Malacostraca; Decapoda; Varunidae.
AUGGGGCGUGAUAGUCCCUCCCUUGUAGCUAGCGGCUCCGACCUUUUCUACCGUACUCUCUUAGCUAAGGUGUGGGAGGGAGGACAUAACACCCCGGGGAUUUCAAGUUUAGAAGCCCCGCCCCGCCCCGCCCUGCCCCGGAACCUCGCCCCAAAAGCCAUCUCCACGCCCUCACCCCAUCCAGGACAUAACACCCCGGGGAUCUCAACCAUCUCCACGCCCUCACCCCAUCCAGGACAUAACACCCCGGGGAUCUCAAGUUUGGAAGCCCCGCCCCGCCCCGUCCUGCCCCGCCCCGGAACCUCCCCCCGACAGCCAUCUCCACGCCCUCACCCCAUCCAGGACAUAACACCCUGGGAUCUCAAGUUUGGAAGCCCUGCCCCUGCCCUGUCCUGCCCCGGAACCUCCCCCCGACAGCCAUCUCCACGCCCUCACCCCAUCCAGGACAUAACACCCCGGGGAUCUCAAGUUUAG